This is a messenger RNA of Camarhynchus parvulus, 1865 nucleotides long. RefSeq names its product porcupine O-acyltransferase (gene PORCN). Gene Ontology annotation, molecular function: Wnt-protein binding; palmitoleoyltransferase activity. Gene Ontology annotation, biological process: lipid modification; Wnt protein secretion; canonical Wnt signaling pathway. Lineage: Eukaryota; Metazoa; Chordata; Aves; Passeriformes; Thraupidae. The record is from RefSeq and is a predicted model, not a curated record. Gene Ontology annotation, cellular component: endoplasmic reticulum; membrane.
UUUUUUGGGGGUUUUUGGGGGGUCCCGGCACGCAGCGAGCCCCGCUCGGGUCGGGAUGGCGGCGCUGCCUCCGCGAGAGUUCGCGGCGCAGGUGCUGCCCGGCUGCGUGGUGCCCACGGCGCGCCAGGGCCUGGCCCAGCUCUGGCCGCUGCUGCUGCUCUGCCUCGGGGCGCGGCUGCUGCACCGGCUGCCGCUGCCGCGGGGCGGGAAGCACGCGGGGGCGGCGGCCGGGGGGCUCCUGGCCCUGCACCAUUUCUUCGGGGCUCAGGCGCUCUGGGUGGCCCUGCUGAGCGGGCUCUGCGUGCUCACCCUGCUGCUGAGCCGGGCCCGCGCCCACCGCGGCCUCUGCCUGGCCCUGGCCGCCCUCAGCUACCUGCUCAUGGGGGAGCUGCACAUGGUGGACACGGUCACGUGGCACAAGAUGCGAGGGGCGCAGAUGGUGGUGGCCAUGAAGGCCGUGUGCGGCGGUGACCUGGACCGCCGUGGUGGCCUCUCUUGACGAAAAUGGGACGUGGGUGAACGUUUGCAGGUGCUGGGCUACCUGUGCUCACCUGGCUCCGCGGUGUUCGGGCCCUGGGAGCCCUUCGGCACCUACCUGAGAGCCGUGGAGGGACCGCCCCUGAGCGCGGCCUGGGCGCGGAAGGGGCUGCGCAGCCUGGGGCUGGCCCUGCUCUGCCUCCUGGUCAGCACCUGCCUGGCCCCGUUUCUGUUCUCCAGCCUGCUGCCCCUCUAUGGGGCACGGGCCCUGCGCAGGAGCGUCUUGGCCAGGUGGCUCGGCCCCGGGGCGCGCUCGUUCCACUUCAGCAAUUACUUCGUGGCCUUCCUGUCCGAGGCCACGGCCACGGUGAUCGGGCGGUGCGUAGAAGCACCUGCACUGGUGAGGGACAGGGACAGCACUGUGACACUGUGUGUGGACCUGGCGGUGUCGCGGCCGCUGCGGGUGGAGCUGCCGCGCUCCAUGGCCGAGGUGGUGACGAACUGGAACCUGCCCAUGUCCCGCUGGCUGCACACCUGUGAGCGCCGGGGCACUGGGAUCAAACUGGGGCUGCCUUGGGGACACUGGGAGGGGCACUGGGUGGCACCGGGGGGCCCUGGGGCCUGUGUUGGUGUACCUGGUGUCACUGGUGUUACUGGUGUCACCGGUGUGCCAUACUGGUGUAACUGGUGUCCCAUACUGGUGUCACUGGUGUUACUGGUGUCACUGGUGUCACUGGUGUCCCACAUUGGUGUCACUGGUGUCACUGCACCCCCAAAAUACCCCAAAAGCACCCCCAGAAUACCCCAAAACCACCCCAGCGCCCUGCUGCACGGCCUCAGUUUCCACCUGGCCGCGGUGCUGCUCUCCCUGGGCCUCAUCACCUACGCCGAGCACGCCCUGAGGCAGCGCCUGGCCGCCAUCUUUGACGCCUGCGUGCUGUCCAAGCGCUGCCCCCCGCGCUGCAGCCACCGCCACAAGGACACACUGUGGGUGCGGGCUCUGAACGGGGCCCUGGGUGCCCUGGCCCUGUUCCACCUGUCCUACCUGGGCGCCCUGUUCGAUGUGGAGGCCGAGGACGCCGUGGAGGAGCAGGGCUACGGCAUGGCCUACACCGUGCGCAAGUGGUCCGAGCUGAACUGGGCCAGCCACUGGGUGACGCUGGGCUGCUGGGUGCUGGCGCGGCUGCUGCGCUGAGCCCUGCGAGGCCACUGGGAGCCACCGGGGCAACUGGGAGCGCCUGGGAGGACCGGGCACCACAGAGAGCGCGGCCGCUCCGCCCCUCCGGAAGCGCCUCUCGAUGGUCCCAACUUCCGCUCCGGGGGGUUUCCCGCCCUUUCUCGGGCGGAAGUGGCGCCGCGCGGCCGCUCUGGGACCAAUAAAGCCUCGC